UAUCUUUGCUAACAGCGACAUCGGGUGUCAGAGAAAAACACUGCGCCAACUGAGUCACCUGACUCUUCAUCUAUUGGAGUCCGCACUGCUCGUCGGAAGCUGUUAUACAAUGUUUACCGUUUAACCGUUUUUCUUAAGGAUCCUCCAUGUUCAAAACAGACUAAAUGUGCACAUUUGACUGGAGGAAGUGCCUCGGUGACAUCUUUUACGCCACAGAGGUGCUCGCUAAGGCGGCUGGCUAACUGACUAGCUAGCUAGCUAGCAAGCAAGCUAGCUGCUCAUUCAUGUCGUUUUCGUCUUUUAACAAUUGAGAUAAGUCGACUAAAAUAUGGCUUCGAUCUUGGACGAGUACGAGGAUUCCCAAAACACCAGGCAAAGUUCGCAGCAGCACAACCGCCUGUCAUCGAACAUCGGGAUAACACACUCAGGCUUCGUCAAUGUGAGACUGGAGGAGGAAAAGCCCAUUUUCAACAAGCAGAGGAUCGACUUUACUCCACCCGACAAGAUAAAUCACCUGGCCGUCUGCAACAAUCAGCUAUGCAUGAGUCUGGGAAAGGACACCCUGCUGAGGAUUGAUUUGGCUAAACCAGAUCAACCCAAUCAGAUUGAAUUGGGAAGAAAGGAUGACAGCAAAGUACACAAGCUUUUUCUGGAUCCCACAGGCUCCCAUCUGUUGAUCAGCAUGAGCACCAGCGAGUGUCUGUACCUCAACAGGAACACACAGAAGGUGCGCAGUCUGUCUCGCUGGCGAGGCCACCUGGUGGAGAGCGUGGGUUGGAACAAGCUGCUGGGCAACGAGACCAAUACGGGGCCCAUUCUGGUCGGCACCAGCCAAGGCGUCAUCUUCGAGGCCGAGAUCUCUGCGACCGAGGGCAGUCUCUUCAACACCAACCCUGACCAGUACUUCAGACAGGUCCACUCCCUGGAGGAAGAUGGGAGGCCGGCGCCGGUCUGCUGCCUGGAGGUGGAACGUGGCCUGGAGAACAAGUACUUCAUCAUUGCGACCACCCGCAAGCGGUUGUUCCAGUUUGUGGGCAAGGUGGCCGAGGGCUCGGAGCAACAGGGCUUCAGCUCCAUCUUCACGCAGAACCAGGACCUGCUGCCUAGUUUCCAAGAGUUCCCGGCCAAUAUGGGCUACAGUGAGAUCACCUUCUACACGUCCAAGCUUCGCACCUCCCCCAAGGCCUUUGCUUGGAUGAUGGGCAACGGCGUUCUUUACGGGCAGCUGGACUACGUCAGGCUGGACUCUUUGUUGAGUGACGUACAGGUGUGGGAGUACACCGCCGACAUCGACCUGAGUGUCAACAAGCCCAUUUCCAUCGUGCUGACCCAGUUCCACUUCCUGCUCUUGCUACACGACCGGGUCAAGGCCAUCUGCACUCUGAACGGUCAGGUGGUCCAUGAGGAUGUGUUCCCGGACAAGUUUGGUUCCCUCCUGAGGAUGAUCAAGGACCCGGUGGGUGGUCUGGUUUGGCUCUACACAGAGCGCGCCGUCUUCCGGUACCACAUCCAGCGCGAGUCCAGGGACGUGUGGCAGAUGUACAUGAGCAUGAAUAAAUUUGACCUGGCCAAAGAAUACUGCCGCGAGCGACCCGAGUGCAUGGACAUGGUGCUGGCCAAGGAGGCCGAGCACUGCUUCCAGAACAAGCGCUACCUCGAUAGCGCCAAGUGCUACGCCCUGACGCAGAACUACUUCGAGGAGAUAGCGCUCAAGUUCAUCGAGGCUAAGCAAGAGGACGCCUUGAAGGAGUUCUUGCUGAAGAAACUGAACAAUUUGAAGGCAAGUGAGAGGACGCAGAUCACUCUGCUGGUCACGUGGCUCGCUGAGCUGUACCUCAACCGACUGGGCCAGCUGGAAGACGACGGCAACAGCGUCAUCUUCCGGGAGACCCGCGAGGAGUUCCGCCAUUUUCUGAACACCUCCAAGCACAGGGACUGCCUGUUCAACAACCGCAGCAUCAUAUACGACCUUCUUGCCAGCCACGGCAACGUGGACGACAUGGUUUACUUCUCAGUGGUCAUGCAGGAUUACGAGAGAGUUAUCUCACACUACUGCCAGCACGACGACUACCACGGCGCCCUGGACGUUCUCUCCAAACACUGUGACGAGAAGCUCUUCUACAAGUUCUCCCCGGUGCUCAUGCAGCACAUCCCGGAAAGAGUGGUAGACGCUUGGAUUCAGAUGGGCAAGCGGCUGGACCCAAAGAAGCUCAUCCCGGCCCUGAUGAACUACAGCCAGAUGGGCAGCACCAGUCAGCAGACCAACGAGACCCUGCGCUACAUGGAGUUCUGCGUGCACGAGCUGAAGGUAACCGAGGAGGCCAUCCAUAACUACCUGCUGUCCCUCUACGCCAAGUACAAGCCCGACUCGCUGCUGCGGUACCUCGAGCAGGCGGGCAACCACGCCUCAGAGAUCUAUUAUGACCUGAAGUAUGCUCUCAGGCUGUGCGCCGAGCAUGGCUACCUGCGCGCAUGUGUGCUGGUCUACAGAAUCAUGGAACUGUACGAGGAGGCGGUGGAUCUGGCUUUGCAAGUGGACGUAGACUUGGCCAAGACCUGUGCAGACCUACCCGAGGAUGACGAGGAGCUGAGGAAGAAGCUCUGGCUGAAGAUAGCCCGUCACGUAGUGCAGGAGGAGAAGGAUGUGAAGAAAGCCAUGAACUGCUUGUCCAGCUGCAACCUGCUCAAGAUUGAAGACAUCCUCCCGUUCUUCCCUGACUUUGUCACCAUUGACCACUUUAAGGAGGCCAUCUGCAGCUCCCUGGAGGAGUACAACAAGCACAUAGAAGAGCUAAAGCAGGAAAUGGAGGAGGCAACAGAGAGCGCUAAACGCAUCAGAGAAGACAUCCAAGAAAUGAGAAACAAGUACGGCAUGGUGGAUUCCCAAGACAAGUGUUCGGCGUGUGACUUCCCGCUGCUGAACAGGCCCUUCUAUUUGUUCCUGUGCGGACACAUGUUCCAUUACGACUGCCUCAUACAGGAAGUGACCCCCCACCUAUCCGCCUACAAGCAGAGUCGCCUGGAGGAGUUGCAGAAAAAACUCUCCGCCUCCGCGCAGUCGUCCAAGUCCCGGCACCGUCCUACCCUCAAGGAGGAUGACGACACCUCCGGCCUGGGAAAGAGCAGCGCCGGCACAAGCUGCGAGCAGAUGAAGUCGGACAUUGACGACAUUGUCGCCUCAGAGUGCACGUACUGCGGCGAGCUGAUGAUCAAGUCCAUCGACAAACCGUUUAUUGACCCGCAGAAAUUUGAGGAGGAGAAAUCGAGCUGGCUGUGACUCAGAUGAUGUUCGCUGUUUUUAACAUCCAACAUUCUAAAAGGGGUUGGAUUCAGUGGAUGUUGACAUUCACCUGUUGGGUUGCCUGUUUAGUGCCUGAUAAUGACCGCUACUGAGGACAGCUUCAGCUUUUUGCAGCAGAUAUCAUGCUUUUCUUACCAGUAUUGAAGGCUGUUUUAUUUUUUUGGAUCAAACAAGCUCUUAUUAUGUGUACACGAUGCAUCUAAACCUUUCGUGCACAGAAGCUGCACUUGAAUGUCCUUAUUUGAACAUCUCCUGCUCUGUUUGUGUCUCCCAAAUCAUGAAAGAUGAAUAAACUACAUUCAAUGUAA
Doryrhamphus excisus (bluestripe pipefish) is the source of this 3609-nucleotide messenger RNA. RefSeq names its product VPS18 core subunit of CORVET and HOPS complexes (gene vps18). The record is from RefSeq and is a predicted model, not a curated record. NCBI's taxonomy places the organism in Eukaryota, Metazoa, Chordata, Actinopteri, Syngnathiformes, Syngnathidae. Gene Ontology annotation, cellular component: endosome; HOPS complex. Gene Ontology annotation, biological process: lysosome organization; organelle fusion; endosome organization. Gene Ontology annotation, molecular function: protein-macromolecule adaptor activity.